AUGACAGAACCCGAGGCAGAAAUCCAGGCCACUGCCAACCUCUCCCCUGUCUCCCCUUCGCCUGUUCACUCAGCUACGUCUUUGGCGGUUCCCGUGCUUCAAGAAACGGUGGACACCAUUGACGCCAUGGUCGCUGCCGCUUCUGCCGCUGCCGAUGCCGCCGCCGCCGCCGCCAACCGCUCAGUCAACAAUGGUCCUGGUUAUGAGCACAUCCUGGAGGCCGGUGAUGACAAUAUCGUAGAUGACGACAGCCUCAACGACCCUUAUGGCGAGGACGACGCAGAUGCCGUCGCCCAGCAAGUGCCGCGGCCACAGGUCGAGCAAGAGCUUCCCGACAGCAAUGACGAUUACGCAAAGACGUUUGAUUCGCCAAUUGGGCUGGAAGAGGGUGAAGACGGAGGCGUUCAACCACAAGAUGUAUCAUCGCUACUUCGAGAAUCCAACAAUUCUUCUCACCCAUCGCAAGUCUCCUAUGCUGUUCAUGAUCCGUCCUUCCUGGCCCAGCCACGCCAGCCUGCAGCAUCAGCUGCUUCCAAUGCUUCUUCUGAAGCUCGGGCUUCCGGCGCUGCGACUGCCACCACUUCCCAGCUUUCCAAUCUGCCGUCUCCAAGUACAGCCAAACUGAGUGGCAGCAGCACUACCGGCUCUACCAAUGCCUCUGACAUUCAAAAGCUGGUUGCUGAUCUCAUUGCGCCAGCCGACUCCAACCGUACCACAGAAUCGUUUGCCCCGUCUGCCACAGGUGAACAGUCCAACGAGUAUAGCAAUCCGUCUUCAGAUCUCCCGCCUUCAGCAUCCCUUCCACCGAGGCCUCCGCUGUCUCAAGCAGCGCCUCAGACGUAUGCCUCUCAGCACCAUCCAGGGGGCAUCAAUUCCAGCAUUCCCUCUAGCCUUGCCGCGCCACCGACGCCUGGGCAGCCGUCCACUUAUGUUGCUGCUGGCGCGCCUGUUGCAGUUCCUGAUGCUUUGGGUGAAUACUCGGUCCCGCUUGGCUCUGGUUUCCAAGCGCCUGUCGCCAUCACCUCCAUGAAUGCUCCUCCAUACCCGCCUCAGCCCAUCCCUAACAAUGCUGAUCAAGUGCAAGAUGCCGAAUAUCAGCGCCAGUGGGAUCAGUUCUUGGCUGAUGAGCGCCAGUACAUGUCAGAGGCCAAGUGGGACCGUUUUCCUGAAGGGUCACGCAUCUUCAUUGGUACACGAUCCGCCUCUGGCGCAUCCAAAAACGGCGCCCACAUAUUCUCUGCAGGCAACCUUUCCAGCGAUAAGGUGUCUAAGCGUGACGUUUUUGAUCUGUUCCACCGGUUUGGAAGGCUUGCUCAAAUUUCGCUGAAGUCGGCCUAUGGAUUCGUACAGUACCACACUAUAGAUGAAGGACAGCGGGCAAUGGACAAUCUUCAAGGCAUCGAAAUCAAGGGACGCAGAAUUCAUCUUGAAGUCUCGCGCGUCCAGGACAAAUCGAAAAAAGAAAGGGUUCGCAGUCCAGACAAAAACAAGAGCCGCGACAAUGGACGUCGGAACGAGCGACAUGGCCAUCAAGUCCGUGAUGAUUACCGAUCUAGUCGUGGCCAUUCCCCUCAUCGUAGUGAAUACGGAAGAGAUGAGUCGUACAGUCGUGAUCGGGGCUUUUAUGAUGGCAGCCGCGGACGUGGGCGUUCGCGCUCCCCAGGGUAUAGUCGUAAUGACAAUGACAAUUACCGUCGAAGGAGCCCAAGCCCAUUUGGAAGACCUCGACAUGGAAGUGAACCUGAGCUACCGGGAAGGAGAUAUGGUGCCGAUGUCCCUGAUGUUCAGAUCAUCCUCCAGCAAGAAAUCAAUCGCGAAUUUGUCAACUGGGUGAAACAAGCUUUCACCUCGAGGGGUUUGCGGUGCGAGGUUAUGUUUCUAUCCAGCAAGCUUCCCAAGGAUGCGGUUGUUCAGCAACAGGCAGCGGAAGGGGUGCACGCCGUUGUCGACCUCGACCUUCGGGCGCAGAGUCUGGCCAAGAUUGCCGUCCAGGCGUUUGAUCGCUCUGCCGGUUCCAACAACAUUCGCUUUAACCAGUAUGCGGAUCUGGAUCCUCCUACCGCAGCCGAAGUUGUUCUUCGUGCAAAGGCAUCAGCAGGCCCGCCCAGUUAUGGUCAACAGUAUGGUGCCAGUGGUUACAGCGUUGCUCCAUAUGGUGGCCAGCCCGCUUAUCAACCACCUGCGGCAAGCUUCGCCGCUCCUCCACCGCCAGGACAAUACGGACAACCUCCGCCUGCUCCAGUCAACGUUGCUAACAUUGCGAAUAUGAUGGGCCAGCUUGACCCCGCGUCACUGCAGCAAUUGCUUGCACAGGUUCAAGGUGGUGCUCAAAACCAUGCGCUCCCCCAAACCAGCCCGAUGGCGGCAGUGCCCCAUGCUGAUAUCCAUGCAUUGCUUGGAAGCCUGGGAGCAAAUCCUGCUACUCAACAACCUCAACCCCCGCCCCCUCAAGGCGCUUACGGGGCUUCUUAUGGGGUUCAACUUCCGCCAAAUGGGGCACCACCUAAUGGGGACUCGGCAGUUCAAGUACAGAACAUUAUGUCACAUCUGGCUAGGUACCGGCAGUGA
Fusarium pseudograminearum CS3096 is the source of this 2568-nucleotide messenger RNA. RefSeq lists its product as uncharacterized. Bases 1 to 2568 code for a protein of 855 amino acids. The transcript is spliced from 2 exons. Gene Ontology annotation, molecular function: RNA binding. The record is from RefSeq and is a predicted model, not a curated record. NCBI's taxonomy places the organism in Eukaryota, Fungi, Ascomycota, Sordariomycetes, Hypocreales, Nectriaceae.